AAACCACUUCUGCAUCUAAUUUUGAAAGAAAUUGGAGCACUUUUUCACUUAUACAUACAAAGACGAGGAACAUAUUACGGUAUUAAAAAUUGCAUGCACUCGUCUUUGUUCACUACAAUAUGCGGCUGAAGUUGAGGAAUUUGAGCAGAAAGAGUCAGCAUGAGCUAGAAAAGAGUUAUAAUCCGAUUAAUUUGGAUUACAUUUUCGAGGAAGAUGAUCUACUAAAUCCUUGGUUGGAGGAAAGGGAAAAUCCUGUACUUGAUGGUGAAGAAAAUCCUUGGCUAGAGGAGGAUGAGCCCGCUCCAUCACAAUCACAACAAGUUAAUGCUCCAACUCAUGGACAUAAUAUUGGAGGCAGUGGUAAUGUUGAACCUGAAGAUUCUUUUAUACUAUCUAGUUCCAGUGAUGAUGAUGAUGGUGGUAGUGGUCAGGGUGGAAGAGGUGAAGGUCGUGGAGCUACUAGUUCAUUACAAUCACAUGAUGAUCCCUCUUCAUAUCAGAGGCAUAGUCCAUCUCCAUCUCCAUCUCCAGCUCCAGCUCCAACUUUGCAACAUACAUAUCACAGAUCCCGUGGUUCUGGUGGUAGCAGUGAUAAGGGAAAAGGUGUUGCACAUGGAGAGUGUUCUAUGGAUGCAGAUAAUUAUGGAUAUGGGACUUAUGGUACAAGUGAAUCUUCAAUGGAAGCAACCUCUACUAGUGAUUAUGGAUAUAGAGAAAAUUUUCAAUGGGAUUACUCAAAUCCAUAUCCAUAUCAGCCUCCUCCAUCGUAUUCUGAUUUAUCUUUGUCAGAGCAAUCAUUCUCCCACACUCAAACCCAGUCCAAUCCUAGUGAUCAAUUUGGUAUGGGUUCAUUCUUCAGCUUUGAUCCAUCACAAUAUUAUCAAUAUCAUCAAGAUCAAAGCUCUCAAUCACAAGAUGAAGGUGGUGGAUCUACUCAAGAACCUGCUAGACGCUCAUUCUGGUGGUAAUUGAGGUAAGCUACUACAUAUAAUAUUUAAAAUUUAUGUAUUUUAUGUUUAUUCAAUAUAUUUAUACUUGUUUAUAAGUUGUAUAACUUAAUUUUCGUUAUAUCUUUCAAUAUAUUUUAAUUUCAUAGACUUUACAAAUUUUCUAAAAAAAUUUGCACCGCG
Molecule: messenger RNA, 1130 nt
Organism: Manihot esculenta (cassava)
Lineage: Eukaryota; Viridiplantae; Streptophyta; Magnoliopsida; Malpighiales; Euphorbiaceae
Exons: 3
Coding region: 120-968 (282 amino acids)
Source: RefSeq, a predicted model, not a curated record